Molecule: messenger RNA, 3232 nt
Organism: Choloepus didactylus (southern two-toed sloth)
Lineage: Eukaryota; Metazoa; Chordata; Mammalia; Pilosa; Megalonychidae
Gene: PFKP
Product: phosphofructokinase, platelet
Exons: 22
Coding region: 549-2924 (791 amino acids)
Biological process (GO): fructose 1,6-bisphosphate metabolic process; fructose 6-phosphate metabolic process; canonical glycolysis
Cellular component (GO): cytoplasm; membrane; 6-phosphofructokinase complex
Molecular function (GO): fructose-6-phosphate binding; 6-phosphofructokinase activity; AMP binding
Source: RefSeq, a predicted model, not a curated record
CAGUUCCUUGCUCCGCGACCUCAGGCCGGGAGGUGAAAUCUGGGGAAGCCAAGAGGAAGACACUAGGGAGCCCCACGGCCCGCGAACCUCCACCUUCCAGUUAGGGGUCCUGCAGGAAACGGGGCGCACGCCUCAGUUUGCCGUUGGGUUUCCUCCCAACCGUCGGAAGGGGCGCGAGCUCGCGGCAAGCCGUGGGGACCCGGAGCAGGACGUCCGCGGUGGUCGUCGAGCCCCUGCACGCCCCCACCUGCGGUCCCGUCCCGAACCUGCGGCGCGCCCGCCCUCCUCAGCCCGCCCCCGAGGGCAGGAUUGGCCCAGACCCUCCCCGCGUCGCGAUCGUUUGUGCGCGCCGCCGCCCAUUGGCGCUCAGGGCCGAGCCCGGGAGGAGGCGGGCGGCCGCUUGGAUCUAAAGGCGGCUGCAAAAGCUGCAGUGAGAGUUGGGACCUCGGCGGUUCCCGGAAUAGGUGCCGGCGCCGCGUCCCGGCGGGAUCGAGCUGCUGCGCCUCCUCUAGUGAGCCGGAGGUCUCUCGGCGCCCGCCACCCUCACCAUGGAGCCCCCAUCCACACCCCAGGGGUCCUUAAAGAAGUUCCUGGAACCUCGCUCCGGGGCCGGCAAAGCCAUCGGAGUUCUGACCAGCGGCGGGGAUGCCCAAGGUAUGAAUGCUGCUGUUCGCGCUGUAGUGCGCAUGGGAAUAUACGUGGGAGCCAAAGUGUAUUUUAUCUAUGAGGGUUACCAAGGGAUGGUAGAUGGCGGUUCCAAUAUUGUUGAAGCCUCGUGGGAAAGUGUCUCAAGCAUUCUACAAGUGGGAGGGACAAUUAUUGGCAGUGCACGUUGCCAAGCGUUUCGCACUCGGGAAGGUCGCUUAAAAGCUGCUCAUAACUUGGUCCAGCUCGGAAUUACAAAUCUGUGUGUGAUUGGUGGGGAUGGAAGUUUAACAGGGGCCAAUAUCUUCCGGAAAGAAUGGAGUGGACUACUAGAAGAGUUGGCUGAAAAUGGCAAGAUUGAUGCAGACGCCGUGAAGGAGUAUUCUUACCUCAAUGUUGUGGGGAUGGUUGGCUCCAUAGACAACGACUUCUGUGGGACAGACAUGACGAUCGGCACUGACUCUGCUUUGCACAGAAUUAUUGAAGUUGUUGAUGCCAUCAUGACUACUGCCCAGAGCCACCAGAGGACAUUUGUUCUUGAGGUUAUGGGGAGACACUGUGGGUAUUUAGCCCUGGUUAGUGCCUUGGCCUGUGGGGCAGAUUGGGUGUUUCUUCCUGAAUAUCCACCCAAAGAAGGUUGGGAGGAAGAGAUGUGCCUUAAACUGUCAGAGAACCGUGCCCGAAAGAAAAGGCUGAAUAUUAUUAUUGUGGCUGAAGGAGCAAUUGAUACCCAAAAUAGACCUAUUACUUCUGAGGAAGUCAAGGAACUUGUAGUUAAGCAGCUGGGAUAUGACACUCGUGUGACGAUACUGGGACAUGUGCAGAGAGGAGGAACCCCUUCAGCUUUCGACAGGAUUUUGGCCAGUCGCAUGGGGGUGGAGGCUGUCAUCGCCCUCCUGGAAGCCACCCCAGAGACCCCUGCUUGUGUUGUUUCCUUGAGCGGGAAUCAUGCUAUGCGCCUGCCCCUGAUGGAGUGCGUGCAGAUGACCCAGGAGGUACAAAAGGCAAUGGAUGAAAGAAGGUUUCAAGCGGCUGUACAGCUUCGAGGAAGGAACUUUGAGAGCAACCUGAACACCUACAAGCAGCUCUCCAGCAAGCUUCCCGAUGACCAGAUCGUAAAGAGCAACUGCAAUGUGGCGAUUAUAAACGUGGGCGCCCCGGCGGCUGGAAUGAACGCCGCCGUGCGCUCGGCGGUCCGGGUGGGGAUAUCCAACGGCCACAAAAUGUUUGCGGUCUACGAUAGCUUUGAGGGAUUUUCUCAAGGCCAUAUUAAAGAAAUCAGCUGGGGAGAUGUUGGAGGCUGGACUGGCCAAGGAGGAUCGAUUCUUGGGACAAAACGUGCACUACCUGGGAAGUAUCUAGAGAAGAUUGCUGAGCAGAUGCGUAUUCACAGUAUCAACGCCCUGUUGAUUAUUGGCGGAUUUGAGGCCUACCUGGGACUGCUAGAACUGUCUGCUGCCCGAGAGAAGCAUGAGGAGUUCUGUGUUCCCAUGGUUAUGGUUCCUGCUACUGUCUCCAACAAUGUACCCGGUUCAGAUUUCAGCAUUGGUGCAGACACUGCUCUGAACACUAUCACCGAUACCUGUGACCGCAUCAAACAGUCGGCCAGUGGGACCAAGCGCCGCGUGUUCAUCAUUGAGACAAUGGGUGGCUAUUGCGGGUACCUGGCCAACAUGGGGGGACUCGCGGCUGGAGCCGACGCAGCUUAUAUAUUUGAAGAGCCAUUCGAUAUCAGGGAACUCCAGGCUAAUGUGGAGCACCUGACAGAGAAAAUGAAGACCACCAUUCAGAGGGGUCUUGUGCUCAGAAAUGAGAACUGCAGUGAAAAUUAUACCACUGACUUCAUUUGCCAGCUUUAUUCUGAAGAAGGAAAAGGCGUGUUUGAUUGCAGGAAGAAUGUGCUGGGGCAUAUGCAACAGGGUGGGGCACCUUCUCCUUUUGAUCGAAAUUUUGGAACAAAACUUUCUGCCAAAGCUAUGGAGUGGAUCACUACAAAACUGAAGGAGUCUCGGGCAAAAGGAAAACGAUUUGUAACUGAUGACUCAGUUUGUCUGCUGGGAAUUAGAAAAAGAAACCUUCUUUUUCAAAGUCUGGCAGAGUUAAGGAAAGAAACAGAUUUUGAGCACAGAAUUCCCAAAGAACAGUGGUGGUUGAAACUGCGGCCUUUGAUGAAAAUUCUGGCUAAGUACAAAGCAAGCUAUGAUGUUUCUGAUUCUGGUCAGCUCGAGCAUGUGCAUCACCACCGGGCUCAAGAAGAAUCAGAUACUACAGAGUUUUAAACAACCACGUAUUUAUCACAAUUCCAGAGCUAUACUGUACAUCUAGCAGUGCUUUAAAACUUAAUGUUUACUGUCCCUUUUUGUAACACUUAAGUUAUUUAAGAGCACUGUUGACCAAGUAUUGUUGACAUUAGCAUCAAAUUAGAGAGCCCUAGUCACCAGUGUUCUUCAGAUUCCCAAUAAGAUCCUAAGAAAUAAGCCUUCACAUUUAUGGCACCCAGUUUAAUGGGAGGUGUCUAUCGUGUCUAUUGUGUUGUGCUUUAAACUGUGUGUAUCUAGUGGAAUUAAACAUUUGGCUAAAACUUCAA